AUUGCUUCUCUGUGUGCAUAUUUAUAGGCCAAACUGAAGCCUCUGCUCUCAAGGGCCAGACUAACCAUUACCAGGAAAGUAGAAUGGGCAAGUAUCAUGUUUGCGUAUGCGCAGGAGUCCAGAUACAUCAUAAAGGAUCCACGCACUCCUCGGAGAAAAACUCCUGUGGGUUUAAUUCGAGAGAAAAGUAAUGUCAUCCUUAGGCAGCUACUUAGGACAAGGCGACCAUUCAUUGCAGAAUUUACUGAUGCCAAGGGUAAUGAGAUAUUCACGGUUCGCCGGCCUUUUAGGUGGAUCAACAGCUCCAUUUAUGCAGAAGUGAAUGGCAAGGAGGUAGGUGUAGUCCACAGUCGUUGGCAUCUUUGGCGUAGAAAUUAUGACUUGUACUUAGGGAAUAGGCAGUUUGCUGUGGUGGAGAAUCCUGGAUUUUGGAGCUGGUCCUUUACCCUGCUUGAUGAGGAUGAUAAUUUAGUAGCCAUAAUUGAUCGCAAGAUUAGGGGAGUUGGUUUGGAGAAAGAAUUGGAUUGCGAGUACUAG
Triticum aestivum (bread wheat) is the source of this 537-nucleotide messenger RNA. RefSeq names its product phospholipid scramblase family protein C343.06c-like. Gene Ontology annotation, molecular function: phospholipid scramblase activity. Gene Ontology annotation, biological process: plasma membrane phospholipid scrambling. The coding region runs from base 97 to 537 and encodes 146 amino acids. The record is from RefSeq and is a predicted model, not a curated record. Gene Ontology annotation, cellular component: plasma membrane. The transcript has 8 exons. Lineage: Eukaryota; Viridiplantae; Streptophyta; Magnoliopsida; Poales; Poaceae.